This is a messenger RNA of Galeopterus variegatus (Sunda flying lemur), 1290 nucleotides long. RefSeq names its product regucalcin (gene RGN). The coding region runs from base 35 to 940 and encodes 301 amino acids. Gene Ontology annotation, molecular function: gluconolactonase activity; enzyme regulator activity; calcium ion binding. The record is from RefSeq and is a predicted model, not a curated record. The transcript has 7 exons. Gene Ontology annotation, biological process: L-ascorbic acid biosynthetic process. NCBI's taxonomy places the organism in Eukaryota, Metazoa, Chordata, Mammalia, Dermoptera, Cynocephalidae.
CGCCGCAGGAGUUGCCUGCCCGUAGGUCUCCCCCAUGACAAUGUCUUCCAUUAAGAUUGAGUGUGUUUUGCCCGAGAACUGCCGGUGCGGUGAGUCUCCAGUAUGGGAAGAAGCGUCCAACUCUCUGCUCUUCGUAGAUAUUCCUGCGAAAAAGAUUUGCCGGUGGGAUUCACUCACCAAGCAAGUGCAGCGAGUGAUCAUGGAUGCCCCAGUCAGCUCUUUGGCCCUUCGCCAGUCAGGAGACUAUGUCGCCACCAUUGGAACAAAGUUCUGUGCUUUGAACUGGGCAGAUCAAUCAGCAGUUGUCCUGGCUACAGUGGAUAAAGAUAAGAAAAACAAUCGAUUCAAUGAUGGGAAGGUGGAUCCCGCCGGGAGAUACUUUGCUGGCACCAUGGGAGAAGAAACAGCCCCGGCAGUUAUGGAGCGGCACCAAGGGUCCCUGUACUCCCUUUUUCCUGACCACCAUGUGAAAAAGUAUUUCGACCAGGUGGACAUCUCCAAUGGUUUGGAUUGGUCCCUAGACCACAAAAUUUUCUAUUACAUCGACAGUUUAUCCUACUCCGUGGAUGCCUUUGACUAUGACCUGCAGACAGGACAAAUCUCCAACCGCAGAAGUGUUUACAAGCUGGAGAAAGAAGAACAAAUCCCAGAUGGAAUGUGUAUUGACACUGAGGGGAAGCUCUGGGUGGCCUGUUACAAUGGAGGAAGGGUGAUUCGUUUAGAUCCUGAGACAGGGAAAAGACUCCAAACCGUGAAGUUGCCUGUUGAUAAAACAACUUCAUGCUGCUUCGGAGGGAAGGAUUAUUCUGAAAUGUAUGUGACCUGUGCCCGGGACGGGUUGGACCCUGACAGUCUUUUGAGGCAACCUGAAGCUGGUGGGAUUUUCAAGAUAACUGGCCUGGGGGUCAAAGGAAUUGCCCCCUAUCCGUAUGCGGGAUGAGUGACAGGUCUUUCCUGCUAGAAGAAGCUUUGAAGACAACCAGAGAAUUCUGGUGCUGAAAUUUUAAUCUAGUUAGAAAAAUGAAGGAAUGGUAUUAUUAACAGGGUUAAAUUUUAAUUUACAAUUUUUAAAAGAUAGAGCCUUUUUAACGGGGGGUGACAGGUAGGCCUUCUGUAAAAGGUGCUAUAGAAAAGCAAAGAAUUGCUCAACUGUCAACCGGCCUCUUGAUUCUUUGCAAAAUGCUGAAUGUGGGGUGGGGGGAUAGGAGACCUUACUUGUUCUUUAUUCUGCAUUCCAUACUUAAUAUAUUUAAAGCUUCAAAAAACUAAUAAAUAGUAACCUGGUAAUGA